Molecule: messenger RNA, 2214 nt
Organism: Triticum aestivum (bread wheat)
Lineage: Eukaryota; Viridiplantae; Streptophyta; Magnoliopsida; Poales; Poaceae
Exons: 4
Coding region: 1-813 (270 amino acids)
Cellular component (GO): intracellular anatomical structure
Molecular function (GO): pyridoxal phosphate binding
Source: RefSeq, a predicted model, not a curated record
AUGAAUGGUUCCCUCUCAUUUGUGCCACCGCGCAUUAAUUCAGUGCCCCGCCGAGGGUAUUUUGGUCAUUUCACAUACGGGUGUAAAUGGACGGCGGCUCCCGUGCUAAAACCUAGCCGCCACCUCCUUCCUCGCUCGCUUCUCCUCCCGCAGCCGCCUCCCUCCCUCCCUCCCACGCAGCCGCCUCCCUCCCUCACUCGCUCCUCAUCCGGCAACGGCGACGGCGGCUCCCGUGCCCGCGUUCUUCCUCCCGCAACACGUCUCCUCUCACCGCCGAUCCCCAACCCAGACGUCAGCGCACACACGCCGGUGGCUCCCACCAACCACAGCGACGGCGGCAGCGGUCACAGAGGAGGGCAGCGGAUCAGCUGCACCGGCGAUGGCGUCCGUGGCGGCGGUGGAGGACGCGGCUGCGACGCUUCAGUGAUGUCGCGCGUGCAGCAGGUGGCGACGCGGUCGGGGCGCGCGCAGGAGUCGAUGCGCGUGGUGGCGGUGAGCAAGACGAAGCCCGUGGGCGUCAUCUGCGGCGUGUACGACGCUGACCACCGCUGCUUCGGCGAGAACUACGUACAGGAGCUCAUCGGCAAGGCCCCCCAGCAUUUUCCCUUGAUUAUGUUCAGAAGAUGCCAGACGGCGGUAGUGGUUUGCCAAAUUACAGUUCCUGGCAAGUACAUAGGUCUGGAUUUGGUGACUUCGGCUCACAUGUCAACAGACCUUCCCUUCUUCCCGUCGCCGCCGUCCCCAACCCACCCACGCACGGUUGCUCGACGCCACCUUGGCGGUGUUCUUCGACACUUGGGGGCAAUGGAGUAGCUGCGAGAGACCGGGAUUCUUGCAACUGCGAGAGACCUGUGACAUCAACUUGUUGUUUUGGUAAAGAAAAUUCUGCUUGUGCAGAAACUGCUGAAACUUUGAACUUUCUAAAAUUUUCUACUGGGUAUUCCAAAGUUAUUUCCCUCGUGUGUUGAUAUUAUAUACAGAUGGUAACAUAAAUAGCUUUUCUCCGCCACACAAAUUAUAGAUAGAAGGACAAUGAUUAGCAUGUGGGGAGAUGGAUGAGCUAAUCAAAUAUCUCAGGUACAUCAUGUAAUUAAAUUUGCAUACAUACACCAUUCCAUGUGCGGCAUCUUCAUAUGUAGUUCUGACAAUUCAUGUUGUCCAAUAAAUCAUUUAAAUUUUAUUUGCUUAUCUAUAAUAUUUGCCCCGUUAACACAUCUAUAAUUUGUGAACUUGUGUGCUUGAAGAAUAUAUGUACUCAUCGAAUAGGAAUUGAUUUCUACAUUAAACAUCACAUGUAAGUAAUUCCAAGAAAUAGUUUCAGCGAAACCAGAAGACACACCGACAGAUCAAAUAAUUCUUCAAUGCACUACCACUCACAAGAGCAAAUCAAUGUGUACAGCCAAGAUGCCAAUGAAGGGAGAAUUGAGUUCAAAAUGAGAGACUUACACACAUUUUCAGCAGUAGUAAGUUGCUCCUUAUGGUACUGUUGUAGACACAUUUUACCAAGCCUUUAUCCCAAUUGAAGCUGAUGGCAUGGUUCAUAUGAGAAAUCAGUAUAACCAAGUAGCAUAUGAGUCCAUCCAACAUAAUUCAACUUUCCAAGCUGACAUCCUGAACAUUCAGGCACGGAAGGGGAAAGGGCGACAACAGGAUCUGCCGGCACCGCUGCAAUGAGGAACAUGACCGGGCAUGGAGGCUCACGCACUCCUAGGACAACCGGGGAAUGACGUUGACGGCGUGGCCGCCAUGGUGACAGUCAUGGAAGAAUGCACGCACGGUCAAAGGGAGAUUGGAAAGAAGGGACACAUUAUCAGGGUCUAUGCAUGAAGAGGAGAGCACAGCGGAUGCCCAUGCACAAGUAAAGAACAUGCUCGCAAUUCGGGAGGCUCGACGGUAGCAGCGGGAAGGCGGUAGCGGCUGCCGCUGUUGAACGGACAGGCAGACAAGGAAGUGUAUUUAGUUUAUCAGAGUAUAUUAGUAGGUACUUAAAGCAAAAAUAGCAUUUCUUCCUAUAUAAAUGGUACAGCUUGGUGGUAAGCAAAAAUUUAAUUAAUACAUGUGUGACAGUUUUAGUUAGAAUAUCUCAAAAAUCAUCUCAAUAGUUUAGUCUUUAAUUUCUGUCCUAUUCCAGUUCCAAAGGCAUACAUGUUAGUGUCUUUUUCUAAUUUUGCAAGCUGCUGCAUGGAAUGUUGAUAAGCAAUCUUUUACUUUCUA